Molecule: messenger RNA, 2885 nt
Organism: Rhinolophus ferrumequinum (greater horseshoe bat)
Lineage: Eukaryota; Metazoa; Chordata; Mammalia; Chiroptera; Rhinolophidae
Gene: PFN2
Product: profilin 2
Exons: 3
Coding region: 885-1307 (140 amino acids)
Biological process (GO): regulation of actin filament polymerization; actin cytoskeleton organization; positive regulation of actin filament bundle assembly
Cellular component (GO): cytoplasm
Molecular function (GO): actin binding
Source: RefSeq, a predicted model, not a curated record
CAAUGAAAGGUCCGCAAAACUCAGAAACGUUCCUACGAGCCACCAACGCCUGCUCUGAUUUCAGGAUACCGGAGCGCGCCCGCUCGGCUGCCUUUAUAGCCGAGGGACAGAGGGAUCUAGGGAAGAGGGUCCCACUGGGGACGCCGGGACGAGCGUGAGCGACUCUAUCACCAGCCACCCCCACCACAAACGGGAGUAAACGCUCCGCAUCCCGUCACUGGGGCAACGCUGCAAUCCGACACCCAGGCUCAAGAUUCCGCAUCCCGAGCCACGCAGAAGAGGCGCAUCGCAGGCCGUCCGCGGGGACAGACAGCGCCGUCCCUGGGGGGCCUAAUGCGAUGGGGGACACGUCCUCUCCACCGGCCCGGGUCCGAGGCUCCGCCACCGGCAACUACUCGGCCGCGCCGGGGCCGGUUUCCCGCACGUGGCGGCCGUGACUACCGGAGCGGUAUCCCUCCGCGCCCCCGCCUCAGCCUCCUUCUGCCUUCCCGGGACCCUCCGAGUCGGGGCACCGCGGAAGGAUCGCACGCACGCGCGCGUACGUUCCGCCGUGACCGCGGAGAACGGGGAGCGCCGCGCUGAGGAGCAGCCGCCGCCACCGCCGCCGCCAGCACGGCCACUCCGCAGCCUCUCGCCGCUGGUUAGUCAGCCCGGUGGCUGCGGGCGGGCAGCCGGGCCGGGCGCCCUCCACAGCGUCUUCCUCGCCGCCGGCUCCGCGUCCUCCCACCGCAGCUCCUCGGGGAGGGGGGCGGUCGGUGCCUGCGCAGAGCCGCCUCCUCCCCGCCCCCGCCCCGCCUCCCCCCGCGCCGCCGCCACCCGCUCCCGCCGCCGCCGCUGCGCCUGCUGCUCCUCGCCGUACCCGCUGCAGUGCGAAGGGCUCGAAGAUGGCCGGUUGGCAGAGCUACGUGGAUAACCUGAUGUGCGAUGGCUGCUGCCAGGAGGCCGCCAUUGUCGGCUACUGCGACGCCAAAUACGUGUGGGCAGCCACGGCCGGGGGCGUCUUCCAGAGCAUUACGCCAGUAGAAAUAGAUAUGAUUGUAGGAAAAGACCGAGAAGGUUUCUUUACCAACGGUUUGACUCUUGGCGCAAAGAAGUGCUCCGUGAUCAGAGAUAGCCUAUACGUCGAUGGGGACUGCACAAUGGACAUCCGGACAAAGAGUCAAGGUGGGGAGCCAACAUACAACGUUGCUGUGGGCAGAGCUGGUAGAGUCUUGGUCUUUGUAAUGGGAAAAGAAGGGGUCCAUGGAGGCGGAUUGAAUAAGAAGGCAUACUCAAUGGCAAAAUACUUGAGAGACUCUGGGUUCUAGCUGCUAGGCAGACUGUUAAGUAUUAGGGGAAAAUUGCUCUUAAACUUUCCUAGCUGUAAGCUUGAGUCUUAAUUCUGGAAAUUUUAUUAGCAAUGCAGGGUGAUGGGGUAUGAACCUGUGUCUCCUUUGUAUCCCUCUGUUGGUGGGGAAAGGUCUUUCUUUCUGCCCUCCCCCCCUUAAAUAAUUCUGUUCACUUUUGUUUUGUUUCCUUGUGUACUCCAGCAUUGGUUAUAGUGAUGGGAAAGGAAGGUGUCCACGGAGGCACACUUAACAAGAAAGCAUAUGAACUCGCUUUAUACCUGAGGCGGUCUGAUGUGUAAGCAGCCUCUCCCCAUCUACCUAGCAACUGUCUUCAUCACCACCCCAACAUGGUCACAAUGCUACCAGACUAUAUGGUGGCUAAUUUUUCUUCACCUAUUUUCUAAUGUCAUGAUUCCUGUUUGCCCUGUAGAUCAUUUGUAUGUUAACCACUGUAUGUAAUCAACCCUUAUCUGGCAACAUAAUUGCAGCACAAUAAUGAUUUGCAUGAUACCUUGAAAUUUGGGGGGAGGGGGCAUGCCAAGUUGGGCAUCACUUUGUCUUAGCAAUUAAUGGGAUAUUGAUUACUAAAAUAAGUUACUAUUAAGCAAGGUGCCGGUUGUACAAUCUCUAAUUUGAUCAAUGUCUUUUCAGCACUUUGAGCAUUUACUUAGCUCAUUUAGUCUUCCUUUUGUAGCGCAUGGUUGGGAGGUAGUGCAUGCAUCUUUCUUCACCUCUUUUCUCACCCCCCUCCCUUCGCACAUAAGGUAUUUGGUUUGCUUCCAUCUUAUUUUAUGCAGUGCCUGGUUUAUUUAACCAAUUAAUAAUCCCUUUUGUUGACGAGCUAUUGAGAGCUGCAGUAGUUUGCUUUUAGUAUUGUUGUUGCACUUGAGUAGACAAAUCUUUUUUCAUAGUGUCUACAGGACAUACAAAGAGUGCAACUGCAAAACAAGAGCAAAAGGCACUUCCUCCCAUGACCUUACGGUGACCAUACUGAUCGAACCCCAGGGACAUUCCAUCACUGCAAUAGCUCAGAUUUUUGUUCCUGUCUUUUUCUUUGCACACCAGCUCUACUCUUUAGUAAAAUUGUAAAAGGCUGCCAUUAUGGACAUUAGGUAUCCCAACGUAACCAUCUGGAGUGUGUCCAGUUUGUUCUUCAUAGGACCAAUUUUUAUUUGCAGCUUGAGUUUUUAUAUGAAGUUGCAUUAUUGUGGACUUGGCUGUCUUGUGAUGAAUUUUUUUUCAUAUGUAUUCUGUGCCAUACUAUUGUUAAAAUGAACUGUUGCUAUUGUGAGAUGGAUUUUAACUGACCUAUAAAAGGUUUCUUUUGAAUGGCACUACUUUAGGGACAUUCUAGUAUUUGCUUCUAUUGUUUGGGCCUUGUGGAUAAUGUACAGGUUUAAAAACAAAUCUUGUUGCUGAUUUGUCCAUUUCUUUCCCUGCACUUUGUUACAUCUGGGAUACAGUCUAACUCAUCUGAUUUAAUAUGCAUUUAAAAAAAUGCCAUAACUAUUAAACACCUUGUUUACAGACAGAUGAAAUAAAUUUAUUCCAACCAAA